Messenger RNA from Halichondria panicea, 5863 nucleotides. RefSeq lists its product as uncharacterized. Bases 2177 to 3451 code for a protein of 424 amino acids. The transcript is spliced from 11 exons. NCBI's taxonomy places the organism in Eukaryota, Metazoa, Porifera, Demospongiae, Suberitida, Halichondriidae. The record is from RefSeq and is a predicted model, not a curated record.
AUGGGGAGUUAGCAUAAAAACGUCAGCACAAGCAACUACACAAACAGUUAUUGCAGCUAUAUCUGAAAGAAUAGACCAGUUGCACACAGCACAAGAUAUGGAUCUCAACUUCUCACUUUGCUUUGCAGUUCUACUGGUUCUACUUGUCUCCAUAGCUUCUGCUCAAGAUAAUGACACUAAAGGUCCCCUACUCUACACAGUCCAACCAGUGAGCCAGUAUUCUUGCAACCCGCACAGUAAUGGAUCUAUACAACUAGUCUGUGCUCUCUACCAGCACGGAGGUCUGACCAAUCACACCAUCCGCUGGUUUAGAAGCUCUAACAACUGCAGUAAUAAUUAUUGUAAACGAAGCUAAUGCAAGGAAUGAAGAAUAUUUAGUAUCAAUAUUUUAUCUAAAUAAUUCAAUAGAAGCGGAUUAUUGGUGUCAGGCUGGAACUUUCGGAGAGGAUAAUUCGACCUAUGAACCCAGUGCAGUGUUUAAAGUGCUACCCCCUGAUGCGUAUAUUGGUUACCCUCCCUGCACAGGACUGUUCUUGUCUCAACAGGUAACCAUGUUUGCUGGCAAUGGAUCCAUUCUUCCACCUGUAGGUGAUGACACACCCACCACUGUGGGCCCCUCCCCCUCGCAGGUAAACAGGAUGUGUGAAUAUCUCAGGGGUGUUGAUAGCGGGUGUAGUCAUCUCCUCAUUCUUUGUUGCCCUUCUCUCCUUGCUCAUCUGUAUAUUCUGCUGCGUCCUGAGAUCAAAGAGAAAGCUAUCGACUGAAAUUGACAUUAUUCACAGUACAAACGAACCCUUGCAAUCGCUGACAACCAUCGAUAUCCAUGGCAACGAACCCACUACCCCCCCUCAGGAAAUGGAGAACUCGGCUGGUUACGUUGACGUUGGAGCUGAGGAGAUUCCCCCCCUAGACCAUCCCCUACGUACAUCACUAGCUAAUGGUAUGGACUCUGCUCAUCUUCAAGACAACGCUAUAGAGAUUUAUUAUCACGCCAUUGAUGCUGACGGAAUGGACACCAAUGACUACACAAAUCUCCGAAAACCACCUCCUAUUUCUCCCAAACCUAGAAGAGUCAAACCUCAAUCAGUGAAUUGUCAGCGAGAAUUUGCAGUAACAAGAAUUGGUGAUGGCAAGACAUCUAAACAAUGUAGAAAACCGCUACCACCACCGAAAAAUGAAGACAAAAAUAGAGCUACUCUCAAAGAUGAAUCGCUGCUUCAAUCUCACCAACCUUGUGAACAAGAGUAUCAGGAGCUCAGCUCAAGCACGAAGAAUCGUGUGGAUAUGUACACAUGUCCAGCAGAGGUGUGAUAAGGGAAAGAUUUCGACAACUUUGGAACCAAGUUUGCUCAGAAGAGAAUAUUUCAAUGGUGCUGGUGGAACUGUGAAUUGACCAGCAAACUGGGACAAUCCUAUUGGACAAUUGUGGCGGAUUGUCGGGUGUCACCAAGGCAACCCAAAGAGGAAAGUUAAUUGAUUACAAUGUGAGCGGCUCUUAAUGACAUCGAUACAAGAGGUAUAUUUAAACACUACCAAGCAGUAAUAUAUUGUACUAGGCCUCAUUUAUGCAGACGUAUUACCAGGAGUGCAUGAAUACUUCCUGCAUGAUGUCAUGUCUUCCUUAUAUACCUGAUACCAGGAGUGCAUGAAUACUUCCUGCAUGAUGUCAUGUCUUCCUUAUAUACCUGAUACCAAGAGUGCAUGAAUACUUCCUGCAUGAUGUCAUGUCUUCCUUAUAUACCUGAUACCAGGAGUGCAUGAAUACUUCCUGCAUGAUGUCAUGUCUUCCUUAUAUACCUGAUACUAUCAUAUGCAGGUAGCAUAGACACUAAUUUAUAGUAUCUAUGCAUGUAGUACGCUUCCAGACAGCAGUGAUUUUAUAAAUUUAUCAGUUUUAUGUGCACCUUGUUCCACCUUUUAAAAUUUAUCCUUAUUCGCAUUCUGUGUGUGUAUAUGGCAUUGCACCAAAACAAAAGCUAUAAUUAUAUGUAGCAUCGUUUUGAUAAGCAUGAUAUAAUAGUUACGCUUUGGCUGGGACUUGCAUGUACUUGUGGUCUCCCAGUAAUUAUACUGGAAUGCAUGGUUGCUUUAGAGCUGCAUAAAACUGUGACAGCACAGCAAAGUAACACAAUUAUUGUAGCUAUAGCUGAAAGAAUUGAUCAAUUGCACAAAAGAUAUGGAUCUCAACUUCUCACUUUGCUUUGCUGUUCUACUGGUUCUACUUGUCCCCAUAGCUUCUGCUCAAGGCAAUAACACAGCCACUAAGGGUCCCCUACUCUACACAGUCCAACCAGUGAGCCAGUAUUCUUGCAACCCGCACAGUAAUGGAUCUAUACAACUAGUCUGUGCUCUCUACCAGCAAGGGGGUCUAUCCAAUCAUACCAUCCGCUGGAUUAGAAGUUUCGGUAAUAUUGAAACAGAGAUGAUAAUAAACGAAACUAAUCCAAGCAACGAAGAUUAUUUGAUCUCAAUACUUCAACCAAUAGAAGCGGAAGGUCCGAGUGAUUAUUGGUGUCAGGCUGGAGUCUACGGAGAGGCUAAUUCGACCUAUAAACCCAGUGCAGUGUUUAGAGUGCUACCCCCUGAUGCGUACGCUGGUUACCCUCCCUGCACAGGACUGUUCUUGUCUCAGCAGGUAUCAAUGUUUGUUGGCAAUGGAUCCAUUCUUACACCUUUGGGCAUCAUCGGCACAUCUACCACUAUGGGCAGUACCGACACACCCACCACUGUGGGCCCCUCCCCCUCGAGUGAGCAGGAUUUCCGACUGGUCUUGAUAGUGGGUGCAGCCGUCACCUCAUUCUUUGUUGCCCUUCUCCUCCUGCUCAUCUGUAUAUUCUGCUGCGUCCUGAAAUCAAAGAGAAAGCUAUCAACUAAAAUUAACCUUACAAACAAAUCUUUGCAAUCGCUGACAGUCAUCGAUAUUCAUGGCAAUGAACCUACCACCUCCCCUCAGGAAAUGGAAAACUCGGAUGAUUACGUCGACGUUAGUGCUGAGGGAAUUUCCCCCUUAGACCACCCCCUACGUACAUCACUAGCUAAUAGUAUGGACUCUGCUCAUCUUCAAGACAACGCUACAGAGAUUUAUCACACCAUUGAUACUGACGGAUUGGAUGAAAGUGACUACACAGAUCUCCGAAAACUACCUCCUAUUUCUCCCAAACCUGGAGAAGUCACAUCUCAAUCAGUGAAUUGUCAGCAAGCAUUUGCAGUGAAAGGAAUUGGUGGUGGCGAAACAUCGGAAGAACGUAGAAAACCGCUACCACUACCAAAGAAUAAAGACAAAAAUGGAGCUCCUAAUGUCAAGGAUGAAUCGCUGCUUCAAUCUCAGCAACCUCAUGAACAAGAGUAUCAGGAGCUAAGUUCAAGCACUAAGGAUUAUAUGGAAGUACUGUACACAUGUCCAGCAGAGCUAUCUGCUAGCCCUAGCUCUGAGAGUGUGUAUGCUAACUGAAUUGUUUUAUCUUUACUGUUGACUGGUAUUGUAAGUUGAGUUUAGCAGUUUAUCAGCCGUAUCCAUUCAUUUCUUGGCAGAGUAUUGCUAUGGUUGUAUGGUUGUGCAUGCAAACAAAGGCCUUUGAAGUUAAUUGCCCUCAAUUAUGGGAAUCAACCCUCAAAUUAAUUGGCUUGCUUUAUAAGUCCUUAGUCUUAUUGCAUUAAAUUUAGCAGCUGAGAUAUAUAGUCUUAUAAGCUAUCAUUUUCAGUCUAAAUAUACCAAAUUAUUACCUUUAUAUUGCUCAAGUGUGGUCAGACAUCAAAGCGUUGCACUAUACUAUAGUACUGUUGCGUCCCUGGAGGUAAUCAAUAUCAUUCAGGGUAUGAUCAAUAUACGUACCUGGAUGAUAUUGAUUACCCAGAAUGCAGACCGAUUCAACCUAAAGCACCACCCACCACCUAUUAGCUUGCAUUGUUUUUAUAAGAAACUGGAAAACUGUGGCAAAUCCUAAUGCAGUAGGGUAGAAUCCUGCAAUUUUCAAUUGAUAGGUAAUGAUCCUUGAAAAUUAAUUAUUCCAUGCACAAUCAGCAAUAAGUCCGUCAUACUCUUGUGCUGUACAGCUAAUACAACUCUUGCCCUCGGCGUGAGUUGUAUUAGCUGACAUCCCUAUUGCAUGAGUUAUAAUAACCUAUACAGUUAAUCUAGCUAGAUACCGUAUAUAUAGCGGGUCAUUUUCGAGGGACAAAAUAUUCGUGGUUCAGCAAUAUUGAGACAUUUCUUGGUAAUAUUUUUUUGGUUGCUGCUUGCACUGCAGGUAAAGGUAGGCAAGGUUUCUUCAUUCGUGGGUAAACUAUUCGUGUUCAGACUUUCAACCACGAAAACCACGAAUAUUUUUCCCCACGAAAAUUACCCGAUAUAGCAGUAAUGAAGAUGUCUUAUCAGCUAGUGUAUAAUUAUGCUAAUAACCCUUCUGCAUGCACAAUAUAAUUAUAGUGAAAUAUGAGGAGCAAGGAAAUACAAUUACCAAUGGAACCAGGGUUUCUUUUAGGAUUUUGCCAAGCGAGUGAAAAUUUGGGCUCCAUGUUGUAUUAAUUAAUGAGGUUGAGAAUAGGAAAUUUAGCUCCAAGUAGGUGACAGAAUAUUUUAAGCGUGUGAAAAGUCAUUGGCCAGCUCACACUAAAGUAAACCUUGAAUGCAUAGCUAUAUACAAGUGCUAUACAACUAGACGGAGCUGAACUUCCUUCAGUUUCUUGUCAGCAGCUAUUUUAAGCCCUGGUUGAGCUGUUUGAACAGCCAAUAUUUGUGUUAUCAAACACCUUAUAAGUUUACCAUUUGAGCCCCAUGUUCCGCCCUAAAUUUCCUUGUUCGCAUGUACCUACCAAGUAUUCAUACCCCCCACCCCCUCGAUCUGUGUGUGUAUGGUAUUGCACCAAAACAAAGGUUAUGCAGUAUUAUAUAUGUUUUUGCUUGGCUGACACUGUACUGCAUGUAGACUCCAUAUGCUGACUGGGUGUGCAGAAUGUUAGGGUGUGGAGAAUGGGAAAUUUUAGAAUUGCAUAAUACUGUAACAGUAUAAGCAACGUAUAUACACAAAGUAACACAGUUAAUUGUAACUAUAGCUGAAAGCAUAGACCAGUUGAACACAGCACAAGAUAUGGAUCUCAACUUUUCACUUUCCUUUGCGGUUCUACUGGUUCUACUUUUCUCUGUAACUUCUGCUCAACAUAAUAGUAGGAGUGGAUCAAGUACUCCUAAUGAUGGCAAGAGUCCAUCAAGUACUCCUGAUAAUAGCGAGAGUCCAUCAAGUAUUCCUGAUAAUAGUCCCCUACUCUACACUGUCCAACCAGUGAGCCAGUAUUCUUGUAACCCGUACAUUGUUGGACCUAAACAACUAAUCUGUGCUCUCUACCAGCAAGGGGGUCUAUCCAAUCACACUAUUCGUUGGUUUAGAAGGUCUAACAACUCCGGUAAUAUUGAAAUGCCAAUAAAUGAAACCAUCUCAAGCAACGAAGAUUAUUUAAUCUCAACACUUUCACUAAAAGAUUUAAUAGGAGCAGAAGGUCCGAGUGAUUAUUGGUGUCAGGUCGGAGUCUACGGAGAGGCUAAUUCGACCUAUGAAUCCAGUGCAGUGUUUAAAGUGCUACCCCCUGAUGCGUAUGCUGAUUACCCCCCCUGUACAGGGCUGUCCUUGUCUCAGCAGGUAUCAAUGUUUGCUGGCAAUGGAUCUAUUCUUAUGCCUGUGGGCAACAUCGAGACACCUACCAUUGUGGGCCCCUCCCCCUUGAGUGAGCAGGUGAUAGCGGGCGUAGCCAUCUCCUCAUUCUUUGUUGCCCUUCUCUCCUUGCUCAUCUGUAUAUCCUGCUGCGUUCUGAGAUCAAAGAGAAAGCCAUCAACUGAAAUUGACCUUAUUCACGAUAUAAACGAACCUUU